Messenger RNA from Penicillium mononematosum, 2103 nucleotides. RefSeq lists its product as uncharacterized. Gene Ontology annotation, biological process: transmembrane transport. The coding region runs from base 1 to 2103 and encodes 700 amino acids. Gene Ontology annotation, molecular function: transmembrane transporter activity. The transcript has 6 exons. NCBI's taxonomy places the organism in Eukaryota, Fungi, Ascomycota, Eurotiomycetes, Eurotiales, Aspergillaceae. The record is from RefSeq and is a predicted model, not a curated record.
AUGUCUACCCCAGAGCAACAAGAAGCGCAAGCUGUUCACAGCGAGAGUAGAUCGUCUGCCAAUGGCACGGACAGCGAGUCCAACGCGCCGGUCGAUUUAUCCGCCGCGCUUCAGAAAAAAGAGACUGAACGCUCCGACGGAAAGCGCGAGCUAAAGGAAGGAGAAUGCUAUGAAAUCCUGGGAUACUGCUGGCCACGAUGGAAGAAAUGGACCUAUCUGGCUGCGGUCGCCUUCGUUCAGGUUUCUAUGAACUUCAACACCUCGGUCUACCCGGCUGCUGUCAAGGGUCUGUCCGAGGCUUUCCACAUCAGCGAACAGCAUGCUCGCACAGGCCAGAUGGCUUACCUGGUUACUUAUUCUAUUGGUUGUGAGCUGUGGGCUCCUUGGUCCGAGGAAUUCGGUCGCUGGCCUAUCCUUCAGCUCUCCAUGUUCCUGAUCAACAUUUGGCAACUCCCUGCAGCCCUUGCGCCCAACUGGGGCAGUCUUGUUGUCGCUCGUGCAUUGGGUGGUCUUUCUACUGCUGGUGGCAGUGUCACCCUCGGUCUUAUUGCCGAUAUCUACGAGCCCGAAACACAACAAUUCCCUCUCGCAUUCAUCGUUUUGUCCUCUACUAUCGGUACUAGUAUUGGUGGUGUUAUCGGAGGACCAAUUGCGCGAUCUAAGCGCCGCCGCAAAACCGGAGAAGACCCGAACAUCUACGGACCAAACGAGCUCAAGAAACCCCGUGUCUCCCUCAAGGAAGCCGGCAGGAUCUGGGCGCGUCCAUUCUACAUGCUUCUGCGCGAGCCCAUCGUCCUCUGUCUCUCUCUUCUUUCCGGUUUCUCCGAUGCUCUGAUCUUCACCUUCCUCGAGAGCUUCGCCAUAGUAUACAAGCAAGGCUGGGGCUUCGGUACACUCGCUCAAGCAUGGGCAGUUAUUCCCAUCAACGCCGCCUACUUCAUUGCCUACUUCAGCUACUUCCCGUGGUUCUGGCGCGAUCAAAGGCUUCGACUCAGAUAUGGCGAUGCCGCCAUCCCACCCGAACGCCGUCUCAAAUGGCUUCUCUUCCUCGCGCCACUCGAACCCAUCGGUCUAUUCGGUUUCGCCUGGACAUCCUUCGGCGACUCGAAAAACGUCCACUGGAUCGGAUCAAUGAUUUUCUCCGGCUGUGUCGGUAUCGCCAACUAUGCCAUCUACCUUUCCUCUGUUGAUUACAUGGUCGCUUCCUAUGGUGUCUACUCUGCUUCUGCGACUGGUGGUAAUGCUUUCGCGCGUGAUCUUCUUGCUGGUAUCUCGGCCAUGUAUGCGUCGCCUAUGUACAAAAACAUCGGCAACAAGUGGCAUGUCGAGUAUGCAAGCACCGUUCUGGCUUGUCUUUCUUGUCUGGUCGUGGUUCCUAUCUAUAUUUUCUAUUGGAAGGGACCGCAGAUUCGCGCGAAAAGUAAAUUCGCCUCCACGCUUGCUGCGGACAGAGAGCAGAACAAUGGAACGCAUGAUCAACAUGUGAUGGGACGCAAGAACCAACAAAAGGAGCGAGCGUUGAGGUCGGGUGGGGAAGUCCACGAUGGAUGCAGCAAGGAUAUGCACUCUCCUACAUCCACGCACUUCCCUCAUAAGAACACCAUUGAUUUAUAUCCCCUUUCUCGUGCAUCCAACCUCCCUAACCACACCACCGACAAAAUGGUCAUGAUCACAAGCUCAAUCGAAAUAGCCGCGCCACCCGCAAAAGUGCGCGAGAUUCUCCUCAACUUCUCAGCAUACCCAGAAUGGCAUACGGAAUGGCUCAAGAGCAUCGAGCUCAAGGACAGCACCAAGACCUCACAAGAACUUUCCCCAGGCGACAAAAUCGAAGUAAACAUCGAGAACUUCAAAUUCGUCGCCGAAGUCAAGGACAACACCGAGAGCUUGUUUUCUUGGCAAGGCCCGCCCGUAGCUACCAUUGCUGGUUUGCAUAAAUUCCAUAUCGAACCGGCCAACGAUGGGGCUUCGACUGUUUUCACACAGUCGGAGGAUCUGAAGGGUCUCCUUGCGUUCAUUAUGAGUCCUUCUCUGCUCGGGAAGAAGAUGCGUGCCCAUUUCGAUAUCUUCCACAGGGAUCUGAAGGCCCGCGCUGAAACAGCCUGA